This is a messenger RNA of Tupaia belangeri chinensis (Chinese tree shrew), 647 nucleotides long. RefSeq names its product transmembrane protein 213 (gene TMEM213). The transcript is spliced from 3 exons. NCBI's taxonomy places the organism in Eukaryota, Metazoa, Chordata, Mammalia, Scandentia, Tupaiidae. The record is from RefSeq and is a predicted model, not a curated record. Bases 67 to 453 code for a protein of 128 amino acids.
CUCUAGCAGAGUCGCUCUCCAGCUCCUGCAGGACAGGAGUCACCUCACAGCGCAGACACGCCACACAUGGCACUCAGCCCUCAGCACAGCUCCACCGGGACCGUCCAAACAGAUGCCGCCCUGGCGGGGAGGCAGUGCCUCCCGUCUGCCACCUGGGCCGCCCUGCUCCUCAGCCUGGUCUUCGCCUCCUUCCACUCGGCUUGCUGGGCAGAAACGAGCAGCAGCAACAACUCAGCCUUGGCAACCGUCCACCCAGAUGCCAUGACCCUGGAGCAGUGCCCCAAUGUGGACUUCUGCCCGCUGGCUACCCGGUGCUGCCACAUCGGAGUGGACGAGUACGGCUGGAUCGCGGCGGCCGUUGGCUGGAGUCUCUGGUUUCUCACCCUCAUCCUGCUGUGUGUGAACAAGCUGAUGAAGCUGACCCCGGAUGAGCCCAAGGGCCUGCAAGCGUGACACUUGGCAUCGCAGCCCGUGAAGGGCAGGCACCACCAGUUUAGGGAUGCAGUGGGAGGGGAGUAUUGCUAAAGCAACUUCCUUCAUUUUCAAGUCGUUUUCACCUUUAAGCUCCAGUGACUUGUUUUUUAUUGGUUUUAUUUUUAGGUUUUGCUGUAGGGCUUGCACGCUUGCCAGAAAGAGACAAGAGAGGG